CGUUCGAAAUUUGCACUUGUUUGUCCUGAAAUUGACUUACUGCUUAUUGUCAUAUAACCCUUGAAAUUAUGGUCCAAAUCUCUGAAAAAAACGUGUUCGUAAAAACGCAAUUGUUUUAGAUAGUGGCUCAAAUUCUGUUAUAACUGCAUUACCGCCCUGUAAUACAGUAUCAACUACUAUCUCAAAAUAAUUUAAGUUCAGAUCUCACUCCUGUGAUACAUGUGAAAGAUGUUCUGUUAGAGAACUCUGAGUUCUGGAACUUGCAAGUCGGAUUACUCAGAAAAAUAAUCCAUACAUGUAUGGAUUAUUUUUAUAUUUCUCUGAGAGUAUAAUAUCAGUAUGUGAUUCAUUGGUACACUUAUAUUAAGAAUAAUUGGAGUUUUUAAUUCACUGACAGAGUUGUGAUAAACGCUACGGUCAAGUUCAUAAGAGGGGAUAAGUGUACGGAGACGUUGCCAAUCCAUGAACGUGUGUACCGCGUUGCGACGGGCUCUGUCCUUUAUUACUUGGAGGUUUUGCUGUUGAAAUCGUAAGACUUUAAGAGGCUGCCUCUGACUACAGGUAUUUGCGUUCUGUCCCUCUUGCUAAUUGGUAUAAUAUAAUGAGUAAUAUUGAGGUCAGACACAGCUACGGGUAAAGAGAGUAAGCCAGUGCAUAAGGUUGUAAAGCUUCAGUUAAGAUACGCGGUACUCAUACCAGGCAGUUGUUUUCCUCUUCCAGGAGUGUUAGCUGACAGUAUAAUGUUGAAAAAGUGGGAGGGUGGCUAAGUCAAAGUGCGGUGUCACUCUAUGAAAUCCUUGACUAUUGGUUCGAACCAUGUAGAAAGGUGUAGAGUGUUUGGUUGAAGUCUUCAAGACGCUGAGAAGCAAUGAAUUUAAUGUUGAUGAUGUAACUCAAACUUGUUCUCAUUGGUGCAGAUGCAUUCACUCUUUGUAAUAUCCGAGAUCCACUAGAUUCUCAUUUUUCUCCAUGCAAUUGAUAAUAUUAAAUAAGUCUCCCACACUAUAUACUAUAUACCAUAUACAUGGAACAAAAGGAGAAAACACAACCAUCAGCUAUUCCAGUGGAGGUAGCACAAGAAUAUCCAGCAAGCUUUUAGGUUUUGCACCUCUUCAACUUUCAGAUGAUUUAUACAAUGUAUUCAUCACUUGCUUAGGACAAAUGAUAGAUAAAUUUGGUGAGAAAGUUAUGCAAAAGUUUGAAUCAAGAUUUCCAACAGAGAAGAUUCAAUCGCUCACUUAUUAUCUAAAAGAAAAACUUGAAUAUCGUCUAUCAGAUAUGUUUGAUACAUUUGAGGCAUUUUUAGUUGGCAAAGUAUUAUAUCUACAUCCUUCAGUAGUACUUGAAGAUGAUGAGCCUCAGUUGACCUAUUCUCAAAAAACUGAAAAAUUUACUGACAAACGUAUUGAAAAAUAUAAAAAUAGGAUUAUAGUUCUUAAAAGUUGUAUAACAAAAAUUGAAGAAGAAACUGCUCAGAUCAAUUCAGUUCUUGAAACUAUACGAAAUAUGAAAAAUAAUAUUAACCAAACUGUGGAAAAACUAUGUGGCUCUAAAUCAGUUGAUGAUUUAUGCCGUCAUGUUAGUGAACGGAAUCAACGCAUAAAACAAUUAAUCAGCUCUCUAACCUCUGUUGAAAUUUCAACUGAUAGUAACCUUCAAAGGCAAAAGAGGAGAAUCAAACAAAAUAACUAAUAGUUUAUAUUUCUCCCUUCCUUUGUAAUUGUUUGAAUAGCAUAACGCGUGUAUAUAUUGCGCAAUAAAAAAUGUCUACCUAAUCAUAAUGCAUGUUUAACAGCUUUAGGCAAAUGAAACUUUUUUUCUAAUGUAAAAGUUUUAUUCAUGUAUAAUUUUUUCUUAAGUGUUUCUGUGUUCACACUGUGACAUUUAUUGUAUUAAAAUCAAUAAAAGCUGAAAAUUA
Molecule: messenger RNA, 1918 nt
Organism: Trichobilharzia regenti
Lineage: Eukaryota; Metazoa; Platyhelminthes; Trematoda; Strigeidida; Schistosomatidae
Source: the annotation of a GenBank genome assembly